Molecule: messenger RNA, 1693 nt
Organism: Sorghum bicolor (sorghum)
Lineage: Eukaryota; Viridiplantae; Streptophyta; Magnoliopsida; Poales; Poaceae
Product: NAC domain-containing protein 90
Exons: 3
Coding region: 454-1371 (305 amino acids)
Biological process (GO): regulation of DNA-templated transcription
Molecular function (GO): DNA binding
Source: RefSeq, a predicted model, not a curated record
CAGUGCCACUGCCACCCCUCUCCCUCUCCCCCCGCGCUCUCCUGUUUUUUCCACCGGGCAGGCAGCAGCCCGUCCCACCACGCCAUGAGAAAAUUCGCCCCAAGAAGCGGGCAGCUCUGCGCUGCUCAGCAGCUGCGUCAUCCAUGUCAACCAUGAACCACCUCGUGCUUCUCCAUAUAUACGUCAUGCGCAAACGCUUCCACACCACCUUAAUUAGCUUGCUUCACCUCACCUCAUCACCUGAUCACCAGCACAGCAGCAAGUAUACACACACCACAAGGGCACGCGGUUCUUCCGGCGCAUCAUCAUAUGCAUUCUUUGCUCCCGGCAGCGUAGCCAAGCAUCUCCUCAUCAGCUCCGGCCGGUCUGAGCGGCGGCGCAAGCAGUGGCUAUAUAUAUAUCUAGCUGCUGCUAUCUUGGUGUGGUCCGCGAUCGAGCGGAUCGACUGGUGGCAUGGCGGGCGGCCUGCCCCCAGGGUACCGCUUCUACCCGACGGAAGAGGAGCUGAUAUCCUUCUACCUGCGCAACAAGCUGGACAACCUCCGCCGCGACGACAUCGAGCGCGUCAUCCCCGUCGUCGACGUCUACUCCGUCGACCCCUGGCAGCUCCCAGGGAUCCACGAGAUGCUGCGCGGCGGCGGCGCUGCCGGGGAGGGGGAGCCGUGGUUCUACUUCUGCCCGCGGCAGGAGCGGGAGGCGCGGGGCGGGCGGCCCAGCCGGACGACGCCGUCGGGGUACUGGAAGGCCGCGGGCACGCCCGGGGUCGUCUACUCCUCCUCGGCGGCGCCGGCCGACCGCCGCGCCAUCGGGAUGAAGAAGACCAUGGUCUUCUACCGCGGCCGCGCGCCGUCGGGGACCAAGACCAACUGGAAGAUGAACGAGUACAGGGCGCUCCAGUACGACGAAGCCCCCGCCGGCCCCGCCGCCGUCGGAACCGACGGGUCCUCGUCGUCGUCGUCUACCGCCCACCACCACCACGCCGUACCCGUACCACCACCACCACCAAACGUUGCCCCGCAGCUAAGGAGCGAGUUUAGCCUGUGUCGACUCUACACCAAAUCUGGGAGCCUGAGACAGUUUGACCGGCGGCCGCUCGGAGCUGCGGGAGGCGUCGUCGUCGUCCCUGGCGAGGACCCGGCGGGGCCAUCCACGGCAGGAGUCGCCGCGUCGCCGCCGGACGAUGACGAUGGCUCCGGCAGCAGCUCCAUGCAACAACAGCAGCGGCAGCAGGUGACGGAGGAGAGAGCUGCCAACGAUCCAUACGGUGACGACAUGGUGGUGACGACGGAGAGAGAAGAUGCCCACGGCCACGAUCCUUUCGGUGACGACGUGGCCAUCUUGGAUGCCCUUUUAUACUGGCCCGGAGACUAGACGUAGUGGACUUGCAAGACCCUGUAGUAGCGCGUGCGUCGGUGUGACAUGCAUGCCAUCCACACACGCGACUACUGAUUUCCUCAAAUCAAAGCAUACUCCAAGUCUGGAGAGUUAGACGAUGUACAUGUACUGGUACACAGUAGCUACUGGUUUCAAAUUACGUACUACUACUUACCAUUUUAAUUUGUUGCAUGAACCAACAAGGCUAAUUAAGGCCGCCUGUCCGUUUGGACACAUGUAAUAGUACUAGUUCGUUGUAGUCGUUCGUUGUAUCAACAGUUUAUUAUACAGUUUUGCGAUGUUUGCACUUGGUUGGAUU